Messenger RNA from Metarhizium brunneum ARSEF 3297, 372 nucleotides. RefSeq lists its product as uncharacterized. Lineage: Eukaryota; Fungi; Ascomycota; Sordariomycetes; Hypocreales; Clavicipitaceae. The record is from RefSeq and is a predicted model, not a curated record.
AUGGUAGGUGGCAAGCUUGGAUACACAUGGGAGUGGAAGAAGGAUGGAGCUCACGACCACUACACCAGUCUCUCGGGAACAGUGAGCAAUCAGCACAAGGGGGGUUACGGCGAGGACAAUGCAGCCAUCUGGUGGCUGGACGAGGACCCAGGGACAAAGCAGGACAUCCCCAGGCCAUUGCGCGUCUUGCUGAGCGUCAACCCGGGGGGUCAACAUGGUCACUGGCAUGCUGACCUUGUGGGAACCGGCCAGAGUGAGGCGAUUGACCCUGUCAUAAUUGACGCUGGGCUCAGAUUGAACAGCGAGGAUGACAGGACUAGUCUGACGGAAAUGGGAAAGAGGGACUUGGCUAAUUUUGUUCAUGCCGCUUAA